UAGCAGUUGAGAGAGAUUAAGAGCAAACUUAACAGAAGUCAAUUAUGAAACUGUUAUACUCGUUCCUAAUCUUGGGCCUAAUACAACUGGUUUUCAUAAAACCUUUAACAGCCUCAACCAAAUCUGAAACAUCUACAUUAAAGCAAAAACUAGUGGAAUUCUAUGACAAUGGCUUAGAAUCUAUAGACAAAGAUUUCUGUGAAAAGGCUAAAGUUUUGAGUGAAAAACUUCUACAAGACAAAGUAGUAAAACAGCCUAAAACACCAAUAAUGAGAAAGUUUAAACAGAAUUUAACCGAUUUCUUACGUGAUUAUAAUUCAUACCAACGUUAUGGUUUAACCCAGCAAUUGGUUUUAAUAUUUAAAGAUAAACUACCAGAUCACAGCCACAAUAAAGACAUUGAAUACAUUUGGAAAUUAUUAGAAAAACAGGGUUACUACGAAAUGGAUAAAAAUUAUGAGAGUAAAUAUAUGAAAUUUGUUAAAAAUAAAAUUCUAACCAAAUUUGAAGAAUUCAAAGAACAACUUAACCAACAAGAAUUAAAGCAGCACAAGGACUUAAUAAAGGGAUACAAUAAAUUAAAAAGAUGCCAAACCUAUAAAUGUCAGUCCAAAUACUUGUAUAAACUUCUAAGGUACUCUACACCAAAAGCGGAACUUUUGAAGUAUAUCAAUGAAAAAGUAGAUAGUAUUUACAUCUUCUAUGGCAACACAGCAGAUAAUAUUUCCAAGGCUGUAUUAAAGCACAAACGAUUGUCACAACUUCCCAACAAUCUAAAGCUUAAUUUAACCAAAAAUAUUAAAGACUUCAAUGAAAAAUACGAAAAGCAUCAACAUAUUGAUGAGUUAUACAAGUUAUUAAACCAAUUCCACGACAAUAUUUUACAGAAAUAUUACUACAACACCACAAUACCAUUAAAGGAGCAAAAAUUAAUCAAGCAAAUCUUUGAUGCAGCAGGUUAUGCUAAAUUUACUGCAGAAUUGUCACGCAAACUGAAUGAUUUUGUACAGCUGGGACUUUUUCAGAAAUUUAAACAAUUUAAAGCUGCUUUAACACGAGAUGAGUUGGCCAAAGAGAAGUUCUUAAUACGGUGGUAUGAUCGUUUGAGAGGUCAUACCACCACACAAGAUAUAGCUAAGAUGUUGAAUGAGUUAUUUAUUUAUAUGAGUUAAUAUAUGGAUAUUAUCCUUAUAGACUGAGUGUUAA
Messenger RNA from Calliphora vicina (urban bluebottle blowfly), 1206 nucleotides. RefSeq lists its product as uncharacterized. Lineage: Eukaryota; Metazoa; Arthropoda; Insecta; Diptera; Calliphoridae. The record is from RefSeq and is a predicted model, not a curated record. The coding region runs from base 45 to 1172 and encodes 375 amino acids. The transcript is spliced from 2 exons.